AUGGACUAUCUCAGCCGUCUUUUGAUCAACUUAGCAGAAAAAGGAAAAAUCAAUGGAGUAAACUUCGGUCCUAACCUUAAUCUUACCCACAUCCUUUUUGCGGAUGACAUCCUCAUCUUUGUAGAGGAUAAGGAGGACUACGUAUCAAAUCUCAAAAUGAUCCUGCAUCUUUUUGAAUCUGCUUCGGACCUUAACAUCAAUCUGUCCAAGUCUACUAUCUUCCCCAUAAACGUCCCGACAGAUCGUGCAAACUCUAUAGUGGACAGUUGGGGAAUAAGCAAAGGCCAACUCCCGACAACUUACCUCGGCAUGCCUUUAGGCGGGAAACCAUCCUCUUCUAAUUUCUGGGACAAUAUACUUCAGAAAAUUCAGAAAAAAUUGAGAAGUUGGAAAUACUCUCAGCUAUCCAAAGGCGGCAGAAUCCUCUGA
Messenger RNA from Cucumis melo (muskmelon), 429 nucleotides. RefSeq lists its product as uncharacterized. Lineage: Eukaryota; Viridiplantae; Streptophyta; Magnoliopsida; Cucurbitales; Cucurbitaceae. The record is from RefSeq and is a predicted model, not a curated record. The transcript has a single exon. The coding region runs from base 1 to 429 and encodes 142 amino acids.